AUGGCGUUAUUUAUACAAUACACGCUCGUGGCAGUGCUGCAAGAUUCGCAAGAUGGUGACUGUCACUGCAAGUCUCAUGUCAGUGGCGAUUCCUGUGACACAUGUGAGGAUGGAUAUUAUGCUUUGGAAAAGAGUAAUUACUUUGGGUGUCAAGGCUGUCAAUGUGACAUCAGUGGAGCGAUCACGCCCAUGUGCAGUGGGCCCUCCGGAGGAUGCCGUUGCCGAGAGCAUGUGGUGGGCAGGGCGUGCCAGCGACCCAAAAACAACUACUAUUUCCCUGAUUUGCAUCACAUGAAGUAUGAGAUUGAAGAUGGCACUGUACCUAAUGGAAGAGAACUUUGGUUUGGAUUUGAUCCCCUGGAGUUCCCUGAGUUUAGCUGGAGAGGGUACGCUCAGAUGACCUCCGUACAGAAUCAAGUGAGGAUCAUAUUGAAUGUGGGUAAGUCAAGUGCUGCCUUGUUUCAUGUUAUUCUGAAAUAUAUUAACCCUGGAACUGAAGCUGUAUCUGGCCGGGUGACUAUUUAUCCAUCCUGGGCUGAGGCAGGUGCUGCUCAAAGCAAAGAAGUCCUCUUCCUGCCAAGUAAGGAGCCAGCCUUUGUCACCAUCCCAGGAAAUGGUUUGGCAGACCCGUUUUCAAUUGCACCCGGGACAUGGAAUGCUUGUAUUCAAGCAGAGGGGGGUCCUCCUGCCUCCUCCAAGUCUAUUGUGUUAGAUACCAACUCUACAGAGAUAACUCCCAAAUUGGUGGAGCUGCACCUGCGGCUGCGGGUUCCCCAGGUCGGCCACUACGUGGUCGUGCUGGAGUAUUCCACGGGAGCAGACCAGCUGUCUGUGGUUGAUGUGCACAUGCGGAGCCCUGGGUCUGUCCUGGGAGGCCAGGUGGACGUCUACAGCUGCAAGUACAGUGUCCUCUGCUGGAGUGUCGUGACUGAUGGCAGGAGUCGCAUCUCCGUGUAUGAGCUGUUAGCAGAUGCAGACAUUCAGCUCAAAGCACGUGGGACCCAGUUCCUGCUGCAUCAAAUUUGUAUCAUACCCACUGAAGAAUUCUCAACUGAAUAUUUGAGACCUCAAGUCAAGUGCAUUGCCAGUUACNNGCAGUAUGUUAAUCAAAGUGCCACUUGUGUCUCCCUGGUUCUCGAAACUCCUCCAACAGCAUUAAUUUUGGAUGUCCCAAGUGGUGAGUCUUCCCUUCUCCUGCCCCAAGAUCCUUCACCUUCUGCUGAUGUUACUGGAGUCACCUUGAAGGCGCCACAGGUGGGACACCUCUCAAGUGUGUUGUUUCUAAAUCAUGGGUCUCCAAGCCUGGGCAGAUACGUCAUUGUCAUCCAUUUUUAUCAGCCAGCGCACCCAACAUUUCCCACGCAGGUGUUUGUGGACGGAGGGCGGCCGCAGGCAGGUGUCUUCCGUGCCUCUUUUUGCCCCCACACACUUGGCUGCAGGGACCAAGUGAUUGCUGAGGGUCAGGUUGAAUUUCACAUCUCAGAGCCAGAGGUGGCUGUGACUGUGGAAGCUCCAGAAGGAAAGUCCUUAGUAUUGGUCCAUGUUCUGCUGGUGCCUGCGGAGAAUUAUGACUACCAAAUACUUCACAAAAAAUCAGUGGACAAGUCAUUUGAGUUUAUCACCAAUUAUGGAGGAAACAGUUUUUAUAUUGAAGCCUCGGGCAUCCCCGAGUUGCAGCUCCUGCUCUUCACUUCUGCACACCCUCCCUGCCCCCUUGGAGGCUUCCUGAGGGACCCAGGAGCUCCAGGGAAUCCUGUGUGGGAAUCCAUAAUAGCCCACUUGACAGCGGGUACACUGACGCCCAAUGACACUGGGUCGGCACCAGCACUGCCCGCCCUCUGGGCUGCAGUGAUGGCCGAUGGCCCCAGUGGGGUGGCACUCACAAGGCAGUGCGCCCUUGUGACUUCAGAAGUGUGUGGCAAUGAAAAUGAACACUUUUGCUUCCUUUGCUUUGGGUCCAGGUGCAAGCCCAGAGUCACAGGGCAGCAGUGUGACCAGUGUGCUUCUGGGUUUUACCACUUCCCUGAGUGCAUCCCCUGCCAUUGCAACAGGGAUGGGACUGAGCCAGGGGUCUGCAACCCAGGGACCGGAGCUUGCCUGUGCAAGGAGAACGUGGAGGGUACAGAAUGUGAUGUGUGUCGAGAAGGAUCAUUCUACUUGGACCCAGCAAAUCCCAAGGGUUGUACUCACUGCUUUUGUUUCGGAUUAAAUAAGCAUUAUCAUAGUACACAUAAAAGAAGAGCUAAGUUUGUGGACAUGAUGGGUUGGAGCCUGGAGACGGCAGACCGAGCAGACAUCCCCGUCUCGUUCAACCCGGGCAGCAGCAGUGUGGUCGCGGACCUCCAGGAGCUGCCCUCCACCAUGCACAGUGCGUCCUGGGUCGCGCCUCUUUCCGGUCAGCCCAUGUCCAUCAUCUACGAGGAGCCAAAUAACCUGUGACUGGACCGUCUGUAUCACGUGCGUGUGCAGGUGGUGGAGGGAAACUUCAGACACGCCAGCAGCAGUGCCCCUGUGUCCCGGGAAGAGCUGAUGAUGGUACUGUCUAGACUAGAAGGUGUGCGCCUCCGAGGCCUCUACUUCACGGAGACUCAGCGGCUCUCCUUGAGCGGGGUGGGACUGGAGGAGGCCUCCGCCACAGGAAGUGGGCGCAGAGCACACAGUGUGGAGGUGUGUGCCUGUCCCCCGGGCUACACCGGGGACUCAUGUCAGGGUUGUAGCCCUGGAUACUAUCGGGAUAGCAAAGGCACAUAUACCAAAUGAUGUGUUCCCUGCAAUUGUAAUGAACAUUUAAAUUGAUGCCAGGAUGGCUUGGGAAUAUGUAUUAACUGCCAGCAUAACACUGCUGGGGAACACUGUGAACGCUGCAAAGAGGGUCACUAUGGGAACACCAUCCAUGGACACUGUAGCGUCUGCCCAUGUCCUCAUUCCAACAGUUUUUCCACGGGCUGUGUUGUGACUGGGGAAAACGUGAGGUGCUCCUGCAAACCUGGGUACACAGGCGCACAGUGCGAAAGCAUCUAUUCCCCAAGUAUCAAUUCUGAACCCGGCACUGUGCUGGGGGCACAGGGUAUUUACCCUCAGGUCCUUGGUCUGGGUUUCCAAGUGCUUCAUCUGCUCCAGAGUGCCGGUGCUGGCGGUCAGGCCCUGCAGCUGAGACUUGACCAGGUGGAGCUCCUCAGCCAUGGUGGACAGGAAUAUGAAAAACUAGCUGCCACUUUAAAUGAAGAAAGACGUGCACUAAGUGACAAAGUGAGAGAACUUUCCCAGUCCCCCAGCAAAGCCUCCCUGGUGGUGGAGGUGGAAAUGCACGCACAGUCUUUACAGAAGUUGGCAAAGCAGCUGGAGGAGAUCAAGAGGAACGCCAGUGGGGAUGAGCUAGUGCGCUGUGCCAUGGAUGCUGCCACCGCCUAUGAGAACAUCCUCAGCGCCAUCAGAGCUGCCGAAGAUGUGGCUGACAAGGCCACCAGCACUUCUGAGUCUGCCCUCCAGACCAUGAUAAAGGAAGAUUUUCCAAGAAAAGUGAAAACCCUGAGUUCUGACAGUGAUAAACUAUUAAAGGAAGCCAAGCUAACACAGAAGGAGCUACGGCAAGAAAUCAGUCCAGCUCUGAACUACCUACAGCAAACUCCGAAAGUUAUGAAAGUUCAGAAAGGAUUGAUCGAUACCUAUAUCACUGCCAUCCAGGAUGACCUGCGUGGGAUACAGAGAGAUGACAUCAAUGAUAUGAUCAGUAAUGCAAAGAGCAUGGUCAGAAAUGCCAACGACAACACAGAUGAGGUUCUAGAUGGGCUCAGCCCCAUUGAGACAGAUGUGGCAAGAAUUAAGGAUACCUAUGGGAGCACACAGAGUGAAGACCUCAACAAGGCUCUCACCGAUGCAGAUAACUGAGUGAAGAAAUUAACCAAUAAACUGCCCGACCUUUUGAGCAAGAUUGAAAGUAUCAGCCAACAGCUGUUGCCACUGGGCAAUAUCUCUGACAACGUGGACCGCAUCCGGGAGCUAAUUCAGCAGGCCAGAGAUGCUGCAAACAAGGUUGCUGUCCCCAUGAAGUACAGUGGUAAAUCUGGAGUUGAAGUCUGGCUGCCAGAUGACCUAGAUGAUUUGAAAGGAUACACAUCUCUUUCUUUGUUUCUCCAAAGACCUGAGUCAAGAGAGAGUGGGGGGAGUGAGAAUAUGUUUGUGAUGUACCUUGGAAAUAAAGAUGCCUCCAGGGACUACAUCGGCAUGGCACUUGUAGAUGGCAAGCUAACGUGUGUCUACAACUUGGGAGAACAGGAGUCCGAACUCCAAGUGGACCAGAGCUUGACUGAAAGCGAAACUCAGGAGGCGGUUAUGGACCGGGUGAAAUUUCAGAGAAUUUAUCAGUUUGCAAGGCUGAAUUACACCAAAAAAGCCACAUCCAGCAAACCUGGAAUGCCCCAAUUCCAUGACAUGGAUGGUGGCAACACCAACACCCUCCUCAAUCUGGAUCCUGAAAAUGUUGUAUUUUACGUUGGAGGUCACCCAUCUGACUUUAGACUUCCUGCUAGACUGAGGUUCCCUGCAUACAAAGCAUGUAUUGAACUGGAUGACCUCAAUGAAAAUGUUCUGAGCUUGUAUAACUUUAAAAAAACCUUCAAUCUCAACACAACUGAAGUCGAGCCUUAUAGAAGAAGAAAGGAAGAGUCAGACAAAAAUUAUUUUGAAGGUACGGGCUAUGCUCGAGUUCCAACUCAACCAAAUGCUCCCUUCCCGACCUUUGAACAAACGAUUCAAACCACCGUGGAUAGAGGUUUGCUGUUCUUUGCAGAAAACCGGGAUCGCUUCAUAUCUCUAAAUAUAGAAGAUGGCAAUCUCCUGGUGCGGUACAAACUGAAUUCAGAGCCACCAAAAGAAAAAGGAGUUACCCACACUGUCAACAAUGGAAAAGACCAUUCGAUACAGAUCAAAAUCAGGAAAGCCCAAAAACUCAUGUGGAUAAAUGUGAAUUCUCAAAAAAUUAGAAUCUAAGGUGAAAUAUUCUAUUUCAGCACAUGUUAUCUGGGAGGAAUUCCAGUUUCAAUCAGAGAAAGCUCACUGUUCGCUGUGGAUGUGCAGACAGCGUCUUCCAGAGGACUUGUGUUUUACAUGGGCACGAAGAACUCCUAUAUGGCUCUUUAUCUUUCAAAGGGACGAUUCGUCUUUGCUUUGGGGGCAGAAGGGAAAAAGCUGAGGCUCAAAAGCAAAGAGAAGUGCAAUGAUGGGAAAUGGCACACGAUGGUGUUUGGGCAAGAUGGAGAAAAGGGGCACUUGGUAGUUGAUGGUCUGAGGGCCCGGGAGGGAAGUUGGCCUGGAAAUUCCACCUUCAGCCUCAGAGCACCAGUUUACCUGGGGUCGCCGCCCUCAUGGAAACCAAAGAGCCUCCCCCAAAACAGCUUUGUGGGGUGCCUGAGGAACUUUCAGCUGAAUCUGAAACCCCUGGACACCAUUGCUGCAAGUGUUGCUGUGUCCCCCUGCUUGGGUGGCCCUUUGGAGAAAGGCAUUUAUUUCUCCCAAGAAGGAGGUCAUAUCCUAGCGAACUCUGUGCUGCUGAAGCCAGAAUUUAAACUUGUCUUCAGCAUUCGCCCAAGAAGCCUCACUGGCGUCCUACUGCACGUCGGAAGUCAGCCUGAGAAGCACCUAUGUGUUUAUAUGGAGGCAGGAAAGGUCACGGCCUCCGUGGAUAGUGAGGCAGGGGGCAUCUUGACAUCGGUCACACAAAAGCAGUCUCUGUGUGAUGGACGGUGGCACUCGGUGACAGUCACCAUAAAACAACACAUCUUGCACCUGGAGCUGGACACAGAAAACAGCUACACGGCUGGACGGCUCCCCUUCCCACCGUCCAGCACUCAGGAGCCACUCUUCAUUGGAGGCAUUCCAGAGCAGCUGUGGGAGACGAUUCUUUGUCAGCUCUUCUCAGUUUGUGCUGACAGGGUCCGGGACCUCUGUGCCCCAACAACACCAGAGCCCACCUGCCCCAUCCAGGUGCCACUGUGGGUGCAGCGAGUUAUCUCCAGAGGAAGCCUUGGCCAAUGGGGCAUGGAAGCUGGUGGGUGGUGGGUGGGCAGCAGUCUGCACGGCUCGCUCUGGCGACAGCUGCUCGGCCUUAGGGACGGAAAAAGCUUCUGCAGGAGAGCCCUCUGCAUGGCCAAGGCCACCUCAGGGCUGCACCCAACACUUGCCCUCACAACUCAAUAUGGCAGAUCUGUGGAAGGCGUGGGCUCUAAAACCAAGGCAGGCUUAACGGAGGACAUCGGCGACCCAGGGAGCCGGCUCACCCCACCAGUCCUCCGGGGGCAGCCGGAGACCCUCUCUGGCCCCCUUUGGCGCCACCUGGAGUACUACUUGUUACACUGCACGCCCACGGAUUCUCAGGAUUCCCUGUUUGCCUCCAGAGCCUUAUUUAAGAGCAGAAGACCACAAGAUUCCUUCGCUUCAGAAACCAACCUGGAUUUCAGAAGUGGUCUGACUGCAGUGAGCCAACAUGACAUAGACCAGCUUCAGGCAGGCGCCCGCCAUCAACGCUUUUGGAGAAUCACUACAGAAGAAGCUUCUGGACAUUGA
Suricata suricatta (meerkat) is the source of this 6561-nucleotide messenger RNA. RefSeq names its product laminin subunit alpha-3-like. NCBI's taxonomy places the organism in Eukaryota, Metazoa, Chordata, Mammalia, Carnivora, Herpestidae. The record is from RefSeq and is a predicted model, not a curated record. The transcript has 48 exons. Gene Ontology annotation, biological process: cell adhesion.